UCAGAAUAGAAGUUAAAGAGGGUAUUUCUACUCGUCGUAUCCUUUAUAUGGAAAUCAUAGGACAGGGGGCCAUCCCCCUGACUCGUAUUGACGAGAAUUUAACUUCACGAGAAAUUGAACAAAAAGCUGCAGAAUUGGCCUAUUUCUUGCGUGUACCAAUUGAAUUACUUUGAAAAAAAGAAAUGAAACUGAAAAAAUGAAUGCUUUCUUCGGAAAAAGAGAUUUUGUUUUGAUAGAAGGGGCCCUCUUUGGAUUCGAAAUCCGACUAAUAUUCAUUACGCGAAGUGUUCCUCCGUGUAUUCAUUAAAAGGUCUAAUUGCUUCGAAUCUUAGUAAUUGAUGUCCUUUGAUGAAAGAAAAUAAUAUUGUAUUUUUUCGUCAUGCCAAAAUUGGCAGUGGAUUCUUUCGAUUUUUAGUCUAUUUCUUUAUUGUUUCUAAAUUCAAGAACUAAUUCCCGAAUUGAAAAUAAAAAAAACGCGGGAAUAGAUUAUAGAUUUUCUAUGACUUGUAAUAGAACUUAUGCUUGAUAGAAACAUUAUUAUCAUCCUAUAUAGUUGACGGAUGAGAUAAAGCCGAAGCUGAGUUCGUUCAUUAAAUAAAGACGAAAAAUGGCAAAAAAGAAAGCAUUCAUUCCCCUUCGAUAUCUUACACCUAUAGUCUUUUUGCCCUGGUGCAUCUCUUUCACAUUUCAAAAAAGUCUGGAAUCUUGGGUUACUAAUUGGUGGAAUACUAAGCAACCUGAAAUUUUCUUGAAUAUCAUUCAAGAAAAGAUUAUUCUAAAAAAAUUCAUAGAAUUCAAGGAACUAUUCCUCUUGGAUGAAAUGCUAAAGGAAUACCCGGAACUACGUUCACAAAAUCUUCGUACCAAAAUAUACAAAGAAACCAUCCAAUUGAUCACGACGCACAACGAGGAUCGUAUCCAUGCAAUUUUGCAUUUCUCGACAAACAUACUUAGUUUUGUUAUUCUAAGUGGUUAUUCCAGUCUGGGUAAUCAAGAACUUCUUAUUCUUAACUCAUGGGUUCGAGAAUUCCUAUAUAACUUAAGUGACACAAUAAAAGCUUUUUCCAUUCUUUUAUUAACAGAUUUAUGUAUAGGAUUCCAUUCGACCCAUGGGUGGGAACUAAUGAUUGGUUCUCUCUAUAAAGAUUUUGGAUUUUCUCAGAAUGAUCAAAUUAUAUCUGGUCUUGUUUUCACAUUUCCAGUCAUUUUAGAUACUAUUAUAAAAUAUUGGAUUUUCUGUUAUUUAAAUCGCGUAUCUCCAUCACUUGUCAUGAUUUAUCAUUCAAUGAAUGACUGAAAAAAAGAUCCGCGG
Molecule: messenger RNA, 1312 nt
Organism: Arachis duranensis
Lineage: Eukaryota; Viridiplantae; Streptophyta; Magnoliopsida; Fabales; Fabaceae
Product: chloroplast envelope membrane protein
Exons: 1
Coding region: 608-1297 (229 amino acids)
Cellular component (GO): membrane
Source: RefSeq, a predicted model, not a curated record